UGACAUGAAUUCUUGCAUCGUGAGGCCGUUGGAAAAGUGGGUUCGUAGAACUGGGAUGAAGAUAUAAAAACCAAAAGCGAUGAAUUCAUCCUUUGCAACGUCCUCAUUGAUGUACCUACUACUUUGUCUUCAGUUUAUUAAGAAUGAAGCCAAAAGCAUCACAUUUGGUAUUGUGCUCGACAGCAAUGGAUACGGCCAGGAAUUCAUCGAAAUCAUAAAAAUAAUCACGAACGCGCUUCCAGAAUUUGAUGUAUCUUAUUCAAUAAAACUCAUUGAUACUUCACUUCCACUUUCGCAGCAGCUGGACGAUAUGUGUUACAGUGAAACCGACUUCGAGGUACUACUUUCAGCUACGUCAUGCGAUAUUCUGAGAAGUCUAGCACAGCAGAGUGAGUCCAUGGGAAUGUUGCACUUUGCAGUGAAUGUAGACCAUUGUCCGCCAAUUGGUCACUCCGUGUUUUUAGAUAGAAUUUCUCAUUAUGAUGUCACCCAAGCCAUCGCCGAUGUGAUUCAAGAAAGGAAUAAAAAGGCUGAUCUUGUUGUUCUACACGAUACCAAAUAUGAGAAACAACCCACAGUAAGAUCUCUUCUCCGCGAGCUCAUACGGAGGGGGAUAAAAUAUUCAUAUCUAAUUUUUGAAACCGAUAUAACGAAAGUAUAUCGUAGAAUGGUUAUGGUCCGUCGGGGAGCAAAGGAGCUGAGCGUUCUUGUUCUGGGAGACUUCUCGGAGUUCAAAUAUAUUUUAGAUCAGAUGUACGAUCAGAAUCGGCUGGAUCCCACAGUAUCCUAUCUGAUCGUAAAUGAUGGUUGGGAGGCUACAAACCCGGAAAUUGAAGUACCUCAGCGAGUCUCUUACAAUCUCGAUUUAAUGAUGCUAUUACUCAAAAGAAAGAUAAGUGAUCAAUUUUCUUUGGUUCUGCAUGAAGUUCUGAUCACCAGCAAAGAGAGUAACUCGUCUAAAUUCCAGCAGUGGAAAACUCGUAUAGAUAGAGAAGAUCUAUUUGCUUCUGCUGUCGUGUGGAGCGUAGUUGAAUCGUCAAAGACGUUGUGGAACUUCCAGGAACAGAAUUUACAGAAGAAAUGCUCGUACUUCAAUACAUCUGAAUCUCCUGAUGAGAUAUCUUUUAAGUCUCUCGUAUUGAAUCGGAUGAAAGACAUCGGUGUCCUGGCUGGAGAUUUGCAGUAUGCCUUGCUGAGGAAUAUUCCGGUCGAUUCAGAGACAGAAAUGUUUCGUCACAUAGCCGAUUGGAAGGCAUCCGUAAAACCCAGGUUCCGUUAUCUCAACAAAAAUAUUGAAACGCAAUUACUUUUUGAGAACAGGACCUUAAAAAUAGCAUUGCCCUACAAUCCGCCUUACACAUUUACAGAUGGAAAAGUACAGGGAGCUGUCGGGAAGCUGUUCGACUACCUUGUAAAGAGACUGAAAUUCAAAUAUGAGGUCGUUUGUCCUGAAGAUAACGAAUGGGGAGUAUUAAUGGAGAAUGAGGAAUGGACUGGCGCUGUAGGAAUGCUUUUGAAUCGGACUGCAGAUCUGGUGCCUUUUCUGGGAAUCACUCGUGGGCGAGAUAGUGUUUUGGAAUUCUCAGAACCUGUGAUGACGACCAGCAGCUCCAUUUUAGUCCAGAGACCCAGAGAACCACCUAGAACGUUAAUUUUCCUCAGACCUUUCUCCAAGCAUGUAUGGUUGCUGAUCUUAACAACCGUUCCCAUUAUGGCCUGCAUUCUCUGCUUUAUACACAGAAAAAGUUCAAUCUUUGUAGGCAGCGGUAAAAAAGAAAUGCGAAGCGGUCUUUCGAAAUUUUCAAAUUGUCUUUGGUAUAUGUAUGGAGCUAUACUUCAACAAGGUGGUAUCCAUUUGCCGAAUACUCUUAGUGCUCGGACCGUGGUAUGCUUUUGGUGGCUUUUCGUCAUGGUUGUCAUGGCAACAUACAGCGGAAAUCUUAUAGCUUUCCUCACCUUCCCAGAAGCUGACUGGAAAGUUACUUCUCUUGAAGAUUUGGCUUCUAAAGAAUCCAUCAUCAUCGCAUUAAAAGAAGGCACCAGCAUCCAUCAAGAAAUUUUAGAAUCUCCGGUGGAAACCCUGAAACGACUAAAGUACAGAUUUGAAAACGACCGCAAUGCAAUGCUUGUGGCCAAUGUGACUUCCAUUUUACCACUUAUUAGGAAAGGAAAAGCUGUUUUCCUUGAAGACUUUUAUGUGCUUUCUGACUUAAUUAGCACUGACCACAAGGAAACAGGAAGAUGCCUGCUUGCUCUGGCACCAGAAGCUUUCCUAGAAAUCUAUCUCGCUAUUGCUGCUAGGAGAGGAAGUCCUUACAUGAAAGAUAUCAACUCGUACAUUCGACAAUUAUGGCAUGGAGGACUUAUGCAGCACUGGGCUAAACGGUUCUCUAACCUGGACACUCACGAAUGUUACUUCAUCACCACCACUUUGAGAGGAGGAAGGAAAGAUGUCACGCUUCGUGAUCUCCUGGGGGCUUUCCUCAUGCUACUUUGUGGUCUUUGCAUAGCGAGUUCCGUGAUCUUGGCCGAAGUAGCUUACGUCGGUCUCAAGAAGUUACUCGCAACUGAACGGACGAGCAAAAAAUUACGAUUGCAUCUUUUCAUGAUUAACAUUGUGAAAACUAAAAACAUCAAAUUCAUCUCUGGAAAGGGAAUAAAGUGAUAUUUUUUUGUUAAGCUGGCCUAAAUCUUCUCGUGUGAUUGACA
Stegodyphus dumicola is the source of this 2709-nucleotide messenger RNA. Its product is annotated as glutamate receptor ionotropic, delta-1-like. Lineage: Eukaryota; Metazoa; Arthropoda; Arachnida; Araneae; Eresidae. Gene Ontology annotation, cellular component: membrane. Gene Ontology annotation, biological process: monoatomic ion transport. The record is from RefSeq and is a predicted model, not a curated record. Gene Ontology annotation, molecular function: ligand-gated monoatomic ion channel activity; signaling receptor activity.